Messenger RNA from Ectocarpus sp. CCAP 1310/34, 3161 nucleotides. NCBI's taxonomy places the organism in Eukaryota, Phaeophyceae, Ectocarpales, Ectocarpaceae. The record is from the annotation of a GenBank genome assembly.
UGCCGACCGAAUUAACGACAGAAUCCAAGAUGGGGUCGCGAAAAUGGAGCACAGCAGAGAAGCAGGCAAGGUCGCCGACGUCGACUCGAGAACAGUGAGGCGUUGGGUGAAGGAGUUUUGCAAGGGUGACUCCUUCGUUGUUCGCAAACGGCAGUACAACAAGCGGGAGCCGCACUCCUACAUCGACGAUGAGGACAUCCGCGGUCGCCUGAGGGAGUACAUCGACCGGAGGCUGUACCGACGGAAGAAGGACGAGCCACGCCUUCGAAUCGCCGACGUGCAAAAGUGGAUCAAUGAAGAUCUACUGAAAGAGGAGCUUGCCGGUACGAGAGGAAUUUCUCGGAGGACCGUGCACAAGUGGAUGCAAAAGCUCGGCUUUCGAUGGUCGAGGCACCACAAGUGCGUGUACGUGGACGGCCACAACAGACCGGACGUCGUCACCGACCGUCGGAGCUUUGUGGAGUUGCUAAAGCGCCUGCACCAGAACAUGUCCAUUCCCGUCCGCGUGGAAGAAACGGUGAUGGUGGCAACCAGCCGCGGUGAAGCUCGGCAGGAGGGAGCAUCAGAUGACUCGGACGUCAGCGGCGACGAGCGGGACAGCGGGGCCAGGUCGGAGACGGGCGACGACGAGCACAUCAACGGGGAGACGACGGGCCGGGAACCUCUUCUCUGGCCAGCGGUCAGGGAAGUCGAGGGCAAGAAGGAGUACAAGCACGUGCGCGUCUACGGCGAUGGCGAGACGUCAAAGCGCGUGGCAGACGACUGCACGCGUGUUCCGUUCGACCCGCGCGACUUGGCGGCACCCGACUCCAAGGGUGACUACUGCUUGCUCCCUGACGACGAGGUCAUGAAGUUCUAUCGACCGAAGAAGGUGAAACGCGAAGCGCUUUUCUGGCCAGCAGUGCGGACGGUUGACGACGAGGAUCAGUACAAGCACGUGCGCAUCCACGACCCCGCGAAUGCUCUCGGGAGGGAUUGCGUGCGUGUGCAACGGCUCAAGGAAUGCCCGUGCGACCAGCGAAAGCUCUGGGGCAAGUGCUCGUGCUACGUUCGAUGUGAGUGCUACAACUGCAUGCGCAAGCCGGGCGUCGACUCCACGCAGCUGCCCUUCGAUCAACGCGACCUCAUCGCCACCGAUGGAAAGGGGGAUUACCGCCUGCUGCCUGAUCACGAAGUGUUGUCGCUGUUGUUCCACGACGAGACCACCGCGAAGGAGAACGACGAUGGGGACCACCAAUGGCUCUCAGCGGACAAGGGGGCCGCCAUGAAAGUCAAGGGGGAGGGCCGCGCCGCGCACAUCUCGGAUGUGAUCGGCGUCGACCUUGGGCAGCUACAGAUCAGCGAGGAGGUGUGGGGCAUGAUGCAGGAGGACAAGGAUGCCGGUACGGAGCGAUCUGGGAAGUACUUCGGCAGGACGGAGGGUGAGGGGGAAGAUAGCCACAAGGUGAAGGAGAUUCAAGAUGCGGUGAAAGUGCUGAAGAAGGCUGCUGCAGACUGCGAGGUGCUCAAGACAGCGAACGACCCACGGACGGCUGCUGUCAUCAUGACUGUUGGGAAGCAGCAUGAUGGCUACUGGACGAGCGACCGCAUGUGCGCCCAACUACCGGCGGCUAUCGCUAUGUUCGAGCUGUCGAACGGGCCGCACCGCCAGGGUGUCUUCAUCUUCGACAAUUCCACUGGGCACAACGCCUACGACGACGACGCGUUGCUGGCCCACAAGAUCAGCUUGGCGCCGGGUGGGGAGAAGGCCGCGCUCAGGGUGUUCGAGGAUGACAACGGGAAAACGGUACACCCUACAUUUCAGGUUGGUGACACCCUGCUCACCGACAAGAAGAUAUUCUUACCGAAGACAGAGGCGCAGAAGAAGAUGAAGGGGCGCAAAUUUGGAACGGGGCUUGACAAAAAGAAGUACCCCGUCGGAACCAGAGUCACGUCUGGAUCGCCGCUGCUCGGGCUCAACAAAGGAGGUGAGCAGAUGCUCAAGGAGAUGGGGUUGUGGCGGCUUGACGGCGAGAGGGCGAAGGGGCUCGUCAAGUGCUGCAACAAGUGCAAGGCCGACAACGCGGCCUCACGGCAAGCGAUCGCAGCAUUCAACAAAGGCGGCGAGCAGCGUGAGAGGGUUCUAGAGCAAGCGCGGCGGGAGCAGCAGAGUUCUCCUGCCGAAGGCCCCGCGGCAGAGGGAAGGGCGGCCGCAAGGAGGCAGCGAUGCUGCAUGGAAAGGGUCUUCUCCGACCUGGGGGCUUUCAAGGCCCAGCUCAACAAAGUCCAGCAGAUCUUCAAGGACGCCGGUCACGUGUGCAUCUUCCUUCCCAAGUACCACCCUGAGCUCAAUGCCAUUGAGCGGUACUGGGGAUACGUCAAGCACGUCCUUCGGCUUCACUGCGAGUACUCCCUCACCCACAUGCUCAAGAUUCUGCCGAGGGCGUUGAGUGGGGUGCCUUUGGAACACAUCCGCGCGUGGAGCAGGGUGGUGUGGCUAUACAUUGAAGCGUACGACGACGGGAUGGUGGGCUACCUCAAGAACCGCGAACUCAAGGAGUGGCACACGCACCGAGAAGCCACCCGAAGGGGGGAUGCGGUUUUGGAGGCAGCGGGGCGAGGAAAAACACAAGCGGAAAAGGACGCCGCGGCGGCGAAGGCGUUGGCGGCUUCGCAGGAAUGCCGAACCUUCUCCACGAGGAGGGCCAAAAGGGCAUUCAAAGCGUGGAAGAACAAGCAGAGGGAGGAAGAGAAGGAGGGGGGAGAGGAGAAGGAGGCCGAGAACACUGCGUCGUGAUGUGUGUGUCUCUGUAUGCAUUAUUGGGUGUUUUUUACGUUGAAGUAUUGUUUAUUCAACAGUUAUGCGUGGUGUCUGCAAAGUGCGAACGUGAGGUGUCCAUGGUGUAUCAAGCAGGCAGUAAGAGAGGGGGGGGGGGGUCCCUCCAGGGAACGAUUAGGGGGGUUCCGUGAUUACAUAGGGGAGGUAUACUGCAUUCUGGGGGGCUCCGUGUAUGAUUUUGGUCAAAAAUGUUGCAUGUCACCAGAAAAAAAAAAACUCUGCGGCUAUCGACGUAUCUCGACGAGGCGGUCACGACCAUCGUUGUUUCACGUUCCAAUUUUUUUUCAAAAAAAAGUUAUCGCACAAAACGUGAUUGGACAAAUUGUUGUGCACGGACCAUAUG